CAUUUUGCUCCGGGUUUUCCCUGCGGAACGGCUCCGGGGGGGGGCGGGGGGAGGCCUGGGAUCCCCCUCCCACCCGGGUUCCCCGCGGUUUGGGGCGGUGGGGCCGUACCGGAGCCCCCCCUCCCCCCUUCCCUCUCCUCCAUCCCACGGGGCGGGGCGCGCCGCCCCUCCGCGCCCCCGCAGCGCGGCCGCGGCCGCUCCGCGCUUGGCGGCGGAGGAGGGUGGGGAGGGUGCGUGUAACUAGGGACACGCACACAGACAGACACGCACACAGACACACGCAGGGCGGCCCUGCAGCGCCGCGCCGCUCGCCUUUGCGGCCAAACCCCGGCAACAAAGACACCCCCCCUCCCCACGCACCCCCACCCCCGCCCCACUCGGGUUCGCUGCCCGUCCCCUCCGCGGGAUGUAGCCCGGCCGGGAGCUGCCGCCGAGGCACCGCAGCCCCCCCGCCCGUCCCCGUCCCUCCAUGCCCCCGCAGUGAGGCCGGAGGCGGCGGGCGAGCCGGCGCUGCGGGCUCUGCCGGGGCUGACGGCGCUGCCGGCCACCAUGGGGAAAUCCAACAGCAAGUUGAAGCCUGAAGUUGUGGAGGAGCUGACCAGGAAAACGUACUUUACGGAGAAGGAGGUGCAGCAGUGGUACAAGGGCUUUAUCAAGGAUUGCCCCAGCGGGCAGCUUGAUGCCGCUGGCUUUCAGAAGAUCUAUAAGCAGUUCUUCCCCUUCGGCGACCCAACCAAAUUUGCCACCUUUGUUUUCAAUGUCUUCGAUGAGAACAAAGAUGGGAGGAUCGAGUUUUCGGAGUUCAUCCAGGCGCUGUCGGUCACCUCCCGGGGGACACUGGACGAGAAGCUGAGGUGGGCAUUUAAGCUGUACGACUUGGACAACGACGGGUACAUCACGAGGAACGAGAUGCUGGACAUUGUGGACGCGAUUUAUCAGAUGGUGGGAAACACAGUGGAGCUUCCUGAGGAGGAGAACACACCGGAGAAGAGGGUGGAUCGGAUUUUUGCCAUGAUGGACAAGAAUGCAGAUGGGAAGCUGACGCUGCAGGAGUUUCAGGAGGGCUCCAAGGCUGACCCCUCCAUCGUGCAGGCGCUCUCCCUCUACGAUGGGCUCGUAUAGUCCCGGGGCCGAGCGGCGAUGCCUGGGGGAAGAUGCUCUCUGUGCCAUCUGACCACCGCCGUGCGAAGCUUGCCUGUCCCUCUCGGCCUUCCUUUCUGUUCCGCGAGCAAAGGAUGCCCUCGAAGCGCGAGCUCACUCCCCCUCUCUGCACUCUGAACCAGCCGCUGCCAUUUGCCAACUUCUGCUUUUUCCAAAAAAAAAAAACCAACCCGCGACAGACCCUGGUCUGAGCGGCAGCGAACGCCCGAGACUUCAAGGCCAGGGGAACGGGUUGAGCACCGCCGAAGGCAGAGCCCCGGCCUCCUCGCCCUCUUUGCUCCCCUUUCCUACGUUUUCGGAUGGGACUGCAGAUGCGCCGGCACCGGUGUGGUCCUCUCCUGGGAACCGGCCGGCUGGAGACAGAGCCCAAAGGUACUGGGGGGCCGUGCACCCCGGGGUGCUGCCUGCGCGGGGCGGCCGGGGAGCCGAGGCACCGAUGGCGAUUGGGAACACAGUCCUGGUGUCACCUGCGAUGCCGCUGGCAGCCCGGCCCGGCUCACUAGGGAUAUUUUUUUUUUUUUGUGAGACAGUAUUGUGCUUUUUCGUUUUUUAUUUUUCUUUUUUUUUCCCUUUGGUGGAAAAAAGUGAGGCUUUUUUUAAUACGCCUAUCUCGACGAUUGAUAUCCUUAUUUAUUUGUUGUAAAUGUUGCUGCCGUGUUUAAUCUCUCAUGUGUGUGUCCGAACACCCAGGUGACGAUAUGUAAGGUUUACAUGCUCGUACGCUAUUGCGGGGCACCGGGAGCCUGCAAUAAUAAUGAAGCCAAAAAUCUGCCUUCCCCCCCUCCUCCCACCUCCCGUAUCCUGAGCUCUGUGGGCUGGCUGCUGUUUUAAGGGGAUGCUGUAGCUUCUGUUCCUCUUCCUGUUACCCCAUUCCCUGCAUUUUUCUGUUCAGCCUUCCUUUUGCAAGCUCAGCGAGGGCUCGCUCAGCCCUGGCUCUGAGCAGUCCGAGCCUGCUCCAUCCCUCAGCCAGGCAGGGCAAGGAAACCACCGGGCACCAGAACAUCCUCAUUUCCAUUUUUUUUUUUCAUUUUCUCACUGCUUGAAAAAGUAUUAAUGGAGCUGAGAGUUGGGUUUAGCUUUCAAGCAUAUUCCUUUAAUAUUUUCUGUUUUGCAAAUGGUGGGAAGGUCUGUUUGCACCCGGGGAGGUGGCUGUGAAGUAGCCCGUGUGCCAGCAGGGCAGAGGGGGCAGAGGGGAUGCCCACGGGGACAGCUCGCUCCGUCCCCCCAUCCCGGCUGGGGAGAUGCAGCAACUCCUGCCUCGGGGGUGCUGGGGUGGGGGUUGCACAGCCUGGGGUGUCUCCUUAUCCCCUUGCUCCUUGUUUAGGAUGUUUUGCUGUAAACCAAGGGCAUGGCCUCAAAGCGGAGCUGCUUGCGUGUGCCCUGGGGGAGGCGGAGGGAUGGGGAAACACGCCUGGAGACACCUGAGCGUGGGGCUUGGAAAUGGCCCCCAUCCACGAGCGGUGCCCACGUGGCCUCUCCAUCACCCACCCCCACUCCGGGGUGUGCCCAAGGAGGGCUCAGCCCCACCGGGACACGCACCGUUGGUGUCUCUCCCAGAGCACAAGCGUUAUGUGGGUGCUGCUGCAGCUCCGUUUCCAUCCACCUUGGCCCCUGCCCUGGGGAAGGAGAGAUUUGCAUCUCCUCGGGAGCAAAGUGCAAGUUGCCUGUGGGACCCCUAAAGCCAGCCGGGGUGCAAACCCCUCCUGCUCCGACGUGGUUUGUUGCUGGCCCAGCAACCCCGACGCCGCUCUCCCACCACCCUGGGGGCUCGCCCCUCCAUCCCCGGUCCAGCUGAUGGUGGUGGCAUCUUUCCUCCCCGCUGUCUGCCGGCAUGUCUGCAGCUCCCGCGGCUGAGCCCAGCCAGGGGACUGUCACCAUGGCAGUGGGAGGUGACAUCUGCAUGUGGAGGAUGUUCUCACAGGUGUCCCACAAUGCAGGAGACAAGAUGGUGCUCCAGCGGGGUCUGAAUCCUCCCAGUGUGGCAGGGACGGACUCUCCAGCCAAGUGAUGCUGGUCCUUUGCCAUGCAGCCCCACUCCCCAGUUUCGGGGCUGUGUGCUGGUGGCACUUUCUGAUACCCAUAAAAAUCCAUCCUUCCCCAUCCCCAAGGAGACCAACCUCAUGUUCAUGUGCAAUAUUUCUGCCUCUUCUGCAGUUCCUGCCCCUGAGGGUGCCCGUGUUUGAUUUCUGGGGGCUCCUGGAGGGUGUCACCUCAAUCCCUCCCAUGGAAACUCCUUUUCCUUGAUGCUUUGUGGCCAAAACGCAAUUCUCUUGGGUAGAUCUUUGCAGUGCCUCCAGCUUCUCUAACGCUCAUCUGCCAGUCCGGUCCCUUCCCGGUGCCAGUUGAUGUUGCGAAUGAAUGUGACACUGCUGUAAUCGCCUCUGCUGAUAAAUGACGGACCCUGUGACGUUUGACAUAAUUCCCAGACAAAGGCAAACCUCAUUUGCUCUGACGCUUUCCCCUGAAAGGCUUUUAAUUUUCGGAGGCCCUGCCAUGCUUUGAGCUCCAUCAGUGCUCGCCGAUGUCUCACUGGGGAGGCAGCCCUGCAAGGACAGCGGGUGUGUGGCCCCCGUCACGGGUGGGGUGAGGGACCAGCGUUGGCUUGGGAGAGCUUCAGACCCCAGAAAUACCAAAAUUCAGUGUCCACCAGGCCAGUGCUGCCAUUGCUGCCAGCAACCUCCUGCUGCUGCUGCUGCUGCUGCUGCUGGCGGGCUGAGGGAUGGAGCCCAAAGCCUUGUCCUCCCUCGCCCCUUGUUAAAUAUUUGCACAUUAGGGAAAAAAAAGCAAAAAGGAAAAAGUUUUACGCCUGUAUUCAAAAGCUCUGUGCCAGCUGUGAGGACCCUCUUGGCUUGGUAGCAGUGGUGAGUUUUCCCGGGCAGAGGUUGGGGCUGGCUCUUGGCCUGGGUCCCAGCGUGGGGUCUGUCCUGCCCCGCUCUUGGCAUGCUGGGCGUCCCUGAGCAAAUCAUUUCGGCCCCAGUAUUCCUCCCUGUCUGCAGAUGUGGGGCUGUGGCUUGGAUGCUUCUAGCCUCCCUUUGGGGAACACUGAGGGCCCCCAAUUCCUGAACAUCACCAGGAUCUGCAGCUUCUCAGAACUGCUGAGAAUAAGGCUUGAAGCGUCUCACGCUUGGAAAUGUUGGCCUUAACCUCCUCGUGCCUCAGUUUCCCCAUCAGCGAAAUGGCCUGGGUGAGCCGUCCCCUCCGGAGAGCGAUUCGAUGCCUGUGCGCAGGGGAGCACGAGCACUGGAUACAGCUCACGGCUGCGACCAGGCGGGUUUGGCAGAACCCACCGAGCAUCAGGCACGUGCCGGGCGUGGGGCAUGAACCGCUGGGACGGAGUUUACAUCACCGAAUAAUUAAUUUCGGUCUUCUUUUUACACCUGCUCAUUAUUAAAAAUGAACAGCCAACAAGACCUGAUUUGUUUCUGUUUAUACUUGGGUCCCUGAUGCCUGUCCGAAAUAAAGCUGGCUGCAGCCCUGGCGACGGGAAGGGGACCCGAAGCACAGCCGGGCAGAGGCGAGGGUCCGGCCCCAGCGACUGCAGCGUGUCCCCCCCCACCUCUCAUUUGUCCCCGUCGGUGUUGCCCCAUUAAAAUGCUGUGUCUGUACUUUC
Phalacrocorax carbo (great cormorant) is the source of this 4771-nucleotide messenger RNA. The record is from RefSeq and is a predicted model, not a curated record. NCBI's taxonomy places the organism in Eukaryota, Metazoa, Chordata, Aves, Suliformes, Phalacrocoracidae.